AUGGCUGCUGCUGCGAAUAUCACAAAAUUAGGAGCUGUUGAAGAGAUGGCCACAGCAGCCUCAACAGACACAUCUCCCGCCCCUGCUGCUGUUCCUCCAGGCGACCCGAGAAGAAGAAGCAGCAGCGGCGACAGCAAUAGCGGCAGCAGCAGCGGCAGCAGCAGCACCAACGGCAGCAACGGUGGCAGUGGAGACGGGAGCAGCAGUGGCAGCAGCAGUGUAAGGAGCAGCAGCAACACGAACUACGGCGUAGCGCUGGGCGCCGUAGGUGCUGCAUUAACCGUCACGCUGCUGCAGUAUCUGCCGCGUUUGUUUUCUUAUGAAGGCCGUGCUGCUUUUCGUGCUGCGCUGGUUGAUGUGGGGGGCAGUGACUGGCUUGUGGUCUCCUGCUGCACCCUAUUCUGCUGCGGGUGUAUAGGCAGCAUUCUUUACAAUGCCCGCCUUGCUCACAACUGGAGGCUCGAGAGGUUCAUCGUUGCUCUCGUAAACCAGCAGCGGAGGCAGCAGCAGUUGCUUCUGCAACAGCUGCAAAAGGAGGGGCAUGAACAGCACCCGGGUCCGUCAGAGGAAGCCAGCGAUCCGAAGAAGCAGCACGAAGAUUGCAACGAAGAGAAGUGCUGCUGCGACGAAAGGGAAGAACAAGCAAAAAUCGGGGUUCUGUUUGUUACAGCACACCCUGAUGACGAGUGCAUGUUCUUUGCCCCUAGUUUGUCCCUUUUUGCGUCAAAGAAGGAAAGAUUCGAAGUCUUCUUGCUUUGCCUUUCUACUGGGGACUACGCUGGACUGGGUACAACACGCAAGGCGGAGCUGUUUGCUGCAGCAGCUGCCUUCGGCAUCCUCAAGGAGAACGUCUGCUGUGUUGACGAGGGAGAUAUGAAGGACGGCUGGAAUAAGUGGAGCAGCAAGUCGAUAUUCACCUUCGAUUGCCGUGGGGUGUCGAGCCAUCCAAACCACGUCAGCGUUUAUGAGGGACUCAAGCUGUUGAACGCAGGCGUUAUUGAAACAUGCAGACUUAAAAAUGAGCAACAACAGAAGAUGCGAAUGGGGGAGCUUGGAUUGCUCACCGAUGCUGGGGAGCGACCAGACGAAGACCCGCUGCAGGUGACAGAUGGCGAGCAGCAGCAGGAGCUGCGUAUGUUGCCUUCAGUAUUCAUCUUCUCCCUACAAACACACGGCCUGCUCCGCAAAUACUGCGGCGUUCUCAACCUUAUACCCGCCACUGUGGAAGCCAACAACAAAGGCGUGUGCGUGGCUGUCGCUGUUGCUGCUGCUAGUACUGCUGUAGUUGCUGUUCAUAUUGCUGCUCAUCCACAGUCUUGCUUCGUCGUUAUUCCUUUUGAGAUGGCUGCUGCAACUGCCCUUCAUCCCGGUGGGGUUGAUUAA
Messenger RNA from Eimeria maxima, 1383 nucleotides. Its product is annotated as N-acetylglucosaminylphosphatidylinositol deacetylase, putative. NCBI's taxonomy places the organism in Eukaryota, Apicomplexa, Conoidasida, Eucoccidiorida, Eimeriidae. Gene Ontology annotation, biological process: GPI anchor biosynthetic process. Bases 1 to 1383 code for a protein of 460 amino acids. The transcript is spliced from 4 exons. Gene Ontology annotation, molecular function: N-acetylglucosaminylphosphatidylinositol deacetylase activity. The record is from RefSeq and is a predicted model, not a curated record. Gene Ontology annotation, cellular component: endoplasmic reticulum.